AGCGAGCAUGUGUCCUCUCAAUCUGAACAUGUUGUCUCCUUUUCUCUGCAGUGGAGCCAUAAAUCCAGUUGACAUAAUGUCCAGACGCAGAGCAUAUCUCCACCUCUCCAGACCAUACUCAACCUGCUCACUACUCACACAACAGAUCACAGUGUCAUCUGACAUUGCCUGAGCCAACAGCAGGAGCCUCAAGGAGGAAAAGAAAGUCGUAGCCUUCUAAGAAAAAACUUCAACCUUCAGCCAAGAAGCAGAGCUUUGAAAUCCAGAAGUGUUGGCCGGAGGACAGCACGAGUCCCUCCUUCCUCAUUGAGACUCCUCACAAAGAGCUGGAGCCUGCAGAUGCGUCGGGCUUCAAACAGUACAGCUUCAGGAACUUCUUCAUACAGGCCUCCCCCCUCCCUCAGGUGGACCCUCGAAGGUGUUGACAUGUAUGACCACAAGAGCUAUCUGCAGAGACAGCCCAAGAUGAGGGCCAUCCUGCUGGACUGGCUCUUUGAGGUGAGCGAGUUCCACAACCUCCACCAGCAUACCACCUACCUCGCGCAGGACUACUUUGACCGCUUCAUGCUAACUCAGGAGAACAUCAGCAAGGAAUAUCUGCAGCUCAUAGGAAUCUCUGCACUCUUCAUUGCCUCCAAGAUCAAGGAGAUCUACCCUCCCAAAAUCUCAGAGUUUGCUUAUAUCACAGAUGGCGCCUGCGACUUGUGGGACAUCCAGUGCACCGAGCUUCACAUCCUGAAGGCAUUGGACUGGAACCUGUAUCCGGAGACGCCCAUCUCCUAGCUGAAGCUUUACGCUCAGGUAGACGCCCAAAGAGACGGCGAGAACUUCUCGGUGCCGCAGUUCUCCCAGGAGUCCCCGUCUAACAGAGAUUUAUAAUGUUUGAGUUUUAUGCCUUGAAAUUUGUGGAUCAUGUGCCUUCCAGGUUGAAAUAUUGUAAAGACAAUGCACCGAUGAACAACUUAAACUGUCUUUUUACGUCCACUGUCUGCAGUGGACAUAAAAAGUAAACACACAAACCGACUAUGCACCACUCAGAAGAAUCUUCUUCUCUCACCGCCUCUUCAUCAUUUCUACCUUCACAAACCAGACAGAAUGAUGUAGCAAAACCUCUUAUCUCCUGUGUUUGUUUUGAAUGUGUGAAGAAUGUUCUGUGGCUUUUAUUUUAUUUUAUCCACUGUUGAAUAAGUUGCCUUUUUUGUGUAGUUUACUGGAAUAGUGAAUGCAGCAUUUUGUCAAAAUAAAAGUCUAGUAAUUGUUGGGUUAACUUUUUAUUUAUCAAGAUAAACGUUUCUCUUUCUGUGUUUUUUGGAUGAAUGGCAGAUUUUUGUUGUUCUGAUGCUCAGAAAAUUAUAAACAGGGUUAUCUGUUUUCAAACUGUAAUAGCUGGUAUGUGUGAUCUCCUGUUAGCUGAAAAUAAAUGUUUUCAUAUGCA
Molecule: messenger RNA, 1435 nt
Organism: Thalassophryne amazonica
Lineage: Eukaryota; Metazoa; Chordata; Actinopteri; Batrachoidiformes; Batrachoididae
Product: G1/S-specific cyclin-E2-like
Exons: 8
Coding region: 340-783 (147 amino acids)
Biological process (GO): G1/S transition of mitotic cell cycle; regulation of cyclin-dependent protein serine/threonine kinase activity
Cellular component (GO): cyclin E1-CDK2 complex; centrosome; cyclin E2-CDK2 complex
Molecular function (GO): cyclin-dependent protein serine/threonine kinase regulator activity
Source: RefSeq, a predicted model, not a curated record